Beta vulgaris subsp. vulgaris (sugar beet) is the source of this 618-nucleotide messenger RNA. RefSeq names its product protein FAR1-RELATED SEQUENCE 5-like. The record is from RefSeq and is a predicted model, not a curated record. Bases 85 to 618 code for a protein of 177 amino acids. Gene Ontology annotation, biological process: regulation of DNA-templated transcription. The transcript is spliced from 2 exons. NCBI's taxonomy places the organism in Eukaryota, Viridiplantae, Streptophyta, Magnoliopsida, Caryophyllales, Amaranthaceae.
AGAGCGGAUGAUGAUCCUGCAUUCUUCUACAGGCUGAAAUUUGGGGAACAUAACAACAUUGUCAGCUACUUUUGGCGAGAUUCAAUGAUGUUGGAGGACUUCAAAGCAUAUGGAGAUGUUAUGAUAUUCGACACAACAUAUAGGACAAACAAAUAUGGACUGAUAUGUGCACCAUUUGUUGGCAUAAACUGCUAUUGGAAAACAACAAUGUUUGCAUGUGCUUUCAUAACUAAUGAAAAGGAAGAGAGCUUUGAAUGGCUACUAGAAACAUUCAAGAGAGCAAUGUGCCAACAAGAGCCAAAGACAAUUUUCACUGAUCAAGAUAAGGCAAUGGGCAAUGCAAUUGAAAAGGUUUUCCCAAAUUCAAGACAUAGGCUUUGCCUUUGGCAUAUAGAGAAGAACUUUGUAAGCCACUUCGGAUCCCUCAAGACCAAUGAAGACUUCAAGAACAUGUUCAAGAACUGCUUGAUGGGGUGUCAAAAUGAAUCAGGCUUUGAAGAAUUGUGGGCGAAAAUGAUGGAAAUGUAUGGACACGAGAAAAAGGAAUGGUUCGAACAAGUAUAUGAUCAGAGACACAAGUGGUGCACCGCGUCAAAUAAGGAUAUGUUUUUCAGGUAG